Brugia malayi is the source of this 1122-nucleotide messenger RNA. RefSeq lists its product as uncharacterized. Lineage: Eukaryota; Metazoa; Nematoda; Chromadorea; Rhabditida; Onchocercidae. The transcript is spliced from 3 exons. Bases 1 to 1122 code for a protein of 373 amino acids. Gene Ontology annotation, molecular function: nucleic acid binding. The record is from RefSeq and is a predicted model, not a curated record.
AUGUCGCUUCAGCAGUUGGACAAAACUAGUUCGAGUAUUGCACAUACGUUAUCUGAAUUAAGACGAAAAUAUUGGAUACCGAAAGGAAGAGCUGCUGUAAAACGAAUUAUAAACCUAUGCUGUUAUUGCAUUCGCUGGAAAGCUAAACCGUUUAAACUGCCAGCGAUGCCAAGUUUACCAGAAACACGAGUAAAACGAUCCAGGACCUUCGAACAAGUCGGCCUUGAUUAUAUGGGUCCUCUUUCAGUCAAAUCUAAUACUGGUCUAGUCAAAAGAUGGAUAGCACUUUUUACGUGCUUCACUAUCAGAGCAGUGCAUCUAGAAAUGGCGGAGAAUUUAUCUGCCGAGAAUUUUUCACAUGUUUUAAGAAGAUUUAUCGCUCGACGUGGAUAUCCAAAAUUAAUAUUAAGCGAUAAUGCUAGCCAAUUUCAACUGGUAUUCAAAACUAUUAUGGAAGAAAACGCUAAUUUUUUGGCGACAAAAGGACUCACAAAAAAGGCAUUAAGAAAAGCAAUAGGAAGAAAACUUCUAAAGGAAGGAGAAUUAAUAACAUUAAUAGCUGAAAUAGAAGGAAUCCUUAAUACCCGUCCAUUAACUUAUGUAGGGUUUGACGACUACAGAAUCAUUCGUCCAAUUGAUUUUAUAUCACCUAUGGCUUCAUUAGAUCUACCAAUAAAUUAUGAUAGUGAUCAAGAUGAAUAUACCCCUUAUACAAUAAAGACUAAAGAUAAAUUAGUCAAGUAUUGGACCACCACUCUUACCACAUUAGAUGUCUUUUGGAAGUUGUGGAAAGAAGAAUAUCUUACAAGUCUUAGAGAACGCACACAGAGAGAAUUAAAAUCACCUAGAAUAGUAGAAAAAAGAGUACCACAUGAAAAUGAGAUAGUAUUACUAAAUGAACCAGAAAUACCUCGUGGUGUAUGGAAAUUGGCAAGGAUAAUAAAAAUUAAUCGAGGAUGGGAUGGAAAAAUAAGGAGUGCAACAAUACAAUUACCGAAUGGAAAACAAAUCGAUCGAUCAAUAAAUAUGCUUUAUCCUAUGGAAAUAGAUGCUACUGAAGAUAAAGAAGAAAAAGUGGAAGAACCUAUUGCUCGACGAAUCAGAAGUGCUAAAAAAUCAUAA